This is a messenger RNA of Theobroma umbraticum, 999 nucleotides long. RefSeq lists its product as uncharacterized. The record is from RefSeq and is a predicted model, not a curated record. Gene Ontology annotation, molecular function: RNA-DNA hybrid ribonuclease activity; nucleic acid binding. NCBI's taxonomy places the organism in Eukaryota, Viridiplantae, Streptophyta, Magnoliopsida, Malvales, Malvaceae.
AUGAUAUGGGAUGAGGUGAAAAUCAGUGAAUGCUUUCCUCCACAUGAAAAGGACCUCAUUCUAUCAGUGCCUUUAAGUAUUAGACGGCCAGUAGAUCAAUUGGUAUGGAAUAAUAGUCUGGAUGGUGAAUACAAGGUCCGAUUGGGAUAUCGAUUACUUUGCUCUGGAGUGGGCAAUAAUCACGCAUCAGGUUCAUCCAAUAAUGAAGAAACGGAUUUCCAUAUUUUCUGUGAAUGUCCGUUUGCUAGAGCUGCUUGGCUGUAUUCAAAAUGGGGCUUUAAAGACAUUCCGCAGCAAUUUUCUUCAACAGGGAAAUGGUUAAACAUGCUAUUACAACACCUUGACAAGGAUGCCGUAGAGUACAUUAUCUGUGUCUUGUGGGCAAUCUGGAAAGGAAGAAAUCUAACAAUUUUUAAGCAGGAGAGGAAGGAACCGAAUGAAUGUGUGGAAUUGGGUUAUGAUAUGUGUUGUCAAUAUAGGUCUGCUGUAGCUAUCACUAAUCUGGUUGCACAACCAUAUGUAUCUAACAAGUUUAAAUGGCGGCCUUCAGUUCACAUCAAAUUGAAUUGUGAUGCUUCCACUUUUGUUGAAAAUGGAGGUAAAUACGUAAGGGCAGGAUUCAUUGUGAAAGGCCGUAAUGAGGAAUUCUUGCUUGCAGGAGGGUUGAAGAUAGCACAUUACUCUAGUGCAGCGGUAGCCGAACUUAAAGCUCUGUUAUGGGCAUUGGAGAUAUGUCAGCACGAACAGGCACAGGUUUCAGAGAUUGAGCUUGAUUUUGUGCAAGUAGUCAAGUGGAUAAAGGGCGAACAAUUUAAUGGAGUGGUGGGACACAUUAUUGCAGAUUUUUGCUCAGUUUUACGUCAGCUAAAUUGUUCAAUGAUCAAGCACUGUAGGAGGACAACUAAUAUGGUGGCUUAUGAGAUUGCAAAGACAGUUCAAGAACUGGGUAUGGCUCAACUUGUCUGGAGGGGAAUAUCCACUAUACCUGUGUCAAUUUAA